GCCAGUCUAGGAAAGCUGCUGCUGAGUACCACAGGGCUGCGGGCAGAGUUGGGGGGUGGGGGGCUGGAGGGCAGGGCUGGCGUGGGUCUUAGAGAAGGGCUACUGCCCUUCCAGGUCUGCUCCAAGAAACAUUAGGACUCCAUAGGGAACAAGGGAGACCAACAGCUUGGACAGCUGUUUGCAGAGGCUGAAAACCCAGGCUGGGAAAGGUGAGUCAAUUGAGUGGGGAACCACGCCGGGGGAUCAGGACCCGCAGCUGAGUUGGAGUUGCCCUGCCUGCCCUCAUGUCAACUGAUGAACACCUGGACCCGAUUCCUGACCGCUUCAUCCUGCAGCCGCCGGUCUUCCACCCGGUGGUUCCCUAUGUCACAACAAUUUUUGGUGGCCUGUAUGCAGGCAAGAUGGUCAUGCUGCAGGGUGUGGUCCCGCUAAGCGCACGAAGGUUUCAAGUGGAUUUCCAGUGUGGGUGCUGCCUGCAUCCUCGGCCAGACAUCGCCUUCCACUUCAACCCUCGCUUCUACACCGUCAAGCCCCAUGUCAUCUGCAACACCCUCGAAGGCGGACUCUGGCAAAGAGAGAUCCGGUGGCCAGGUGUUGCCCUACAGAAAGGGGCUAGCUUCCUCAUUCUCUUUCUGUUUGAGAACGAAGAAGUGAAGGUGAGUGUGAAUGGUCAGCAUUUUCUUCGCUACCGCUACCGGCUCCCAUUGUCACGUGUGGACACCCUGGGCAUAUUCGGUGACAUCUUGGUAAAGGCUGUCGGAUUCCUAAACAUCAAUCCAUUUGUGGAGGGCAGCAGAGAAUAUCCAGUUGGCUAUCCCUUCCUGCUGUAUAGCCCCAGGCUGGAGGUGCCCUGCUCACGCACUCUUCCUCGGGGUCUCUGGCCUGGGCAAGUCAUUGUAGUUCGAGGACUGGUCUUGAAGGAGCCGAAAGAUUUCACCCUGAGCCUGAGGGAUGGGGCCACCCAUGUUCCUGUGACGCUCAGGGCUUCCUUCACAGACAGAACGCUGGCCUGGGUCUCCUCCUGGGGAAGAAAGAAGCUGAUCUCAGCCCCCUUCCUGUUCUACCCACAGCGAUUCUUUGAGGUACUGCUUAUGUGCCAAGAGGGAGGACUGAAGCUGGCUCUCAAUGGGCAGGGGCUGGGGGCCACCAGCCUGGAUCAGAAAGCCCUGGAACAGCUACGGGAGCUCAGGAUCAGUGGAAGUAUCCAUCUCUACUGUGUCCACUACUAAGGAGGGCUCCAAGGUCGCCCCAGCCAGAGAAGAGGAAGGGCAGAUGCAGCCAGGGUUCCACAGUACAGCCUGGCUCUACUGUCCUCACUGGAACAUUGACCUGUCAUCACUGUGUCAGGCCUAGUUCACAUCUGGGUCACAAGCCUGGUCCUCCAAGGACACACACACACACACACACACACACACACAUUUAUUACAUUUUAAUCUAUCAAUUCUGAAAACAAUGACCCAGGUUAUUUUGUCUCUGCACCCAUCUUCCGCAUUCAAACUCUGUCUUGGUCCUCAUUCUAAUACUCCGUGGGACCAUGUGGCUGAAACUAUCUAGGCCCAGCCACUGAGAAGACAAGUAGAGUGAAAACAAGAAGAGCCCCAGGCCUGUGAGCAACACCCACCAUCUGCACUCACAUCCCCAUCUACAUUCACUCACUAGGUUGUGAAGCCUUUGCCCAAAGUGGCAAGCAUCACAGCUGCUCUCGGGGCCAAAGAGAACCAGCCACACCCCAUGAUAAAGGGACCAUUAUGCUUACCCAACCGUGUGAACCAUAAUCUCUCAUAAUAUUAUAAUGUAGUCUGGGUGGGUCAGAGAGCGUACAAUCUAGGCUUUAUAACACACCCUGUGAUGUUCACAUGGUAGCAAGAUAUUGCCCUUCUCAGAAUUUCUCCUUGUCUUGAAGUGGUGCAUGGCUGAAUUUAGCAGAGCAGGUGGACAAGGGGAAAAAAAGAAGACUGUGGAGGGUUUGAUUUGGACUAUUCCUGGAAAUAAAGUCUGGCCUCACCUCAGAAUGGACGUAA
Molecule: messenger RNA, 2021 nt
Organism: Meriones unguiculatus (Mongolian gerbil)
Lineage: Eukaryota; Metazoa; Chordata; Mammalia; Rodentia; Muridae
Gene: Lgals12
Product: galectin 12
Exons: 9
Coding region: 285-1229 (314 amino acids)
Biological process (GO): intrinsic apoptotic signaling pathway; lymphatic endothelial cell migration
Molecular function (GO): integrin binding; lactose binding
Source: RefSeq, a predicted model, not a curated record